AUGGCGGAGGUCGGUGAGGGUAGCGGCCCGCGGGAAGAGGGAACCGGCACCGGGUCCGCGGGUCCCGGGUCUCCGGGCAACGGGUCUCCAGGCAACGGGUCUCCGGGCAACGGCCGGAGCAGGAAGCUGGUCCUCCAUGUCGACCUGAACAACACCAUCCUGGUGUCGGACGCCGUGACGGGCCACGGGACGGUGGCCGCACUGGACUACUUCCUGACCACCGUGACCUGGGGAAAGAUGAGCAAACAGGGUGUGUGGGAGUGGCUGAGCGACGCCCCCUCCCUGCUGCCCCCCCGCAGCGACGCGGUCAGCUACUACUCCCAGUUCGGACGCGUAAAGGCCUUCACCUCCGUGGCCGGCCGGCCCUUCAGAGGGGUUUUGGACCAGCACCUGGAGCUGCUGCUCUGGCCCGAGGGCACUAAGGCAAGCAAAGCACUUUUGAUCAUUUUAGGGAUUGACAGCCAACGCUGGUUUAUGUUGCAGGCGUCUAGCCAGGCUCUGUUCGGGAGCGAGCUGGACCCGGAGGGCCCCCCCCCGCUGACCCCCGAGGCGCCGGCCGACCUGUUCGCGCACGCCGCCGACUGCGCCGCCCCGUCCUACAGCAACAUGGAGGAGGUGGACUGA
Molecule: messenger RNA, 624 nt
Organism: Menidia menidia (Atlantic silverside)
Lineage: Eukaryota; Metazoa; Chordata; Actinopteri; Atheriniformes; Atherinopsidae
Source: the annotation of a GenBank genome assembly